Messenger RNA from Colletes gigas, 3380 nucleotides. RefSeq lists its product as uncharacterized. The transcript has a single exon. The coding region runs from base 591 to 2306 and encodes 571 amino acids. The record is from RefSeq and is a predicted model, not a curated record. NCBI's taxonomy places the organism in Eukaryota, Metazoa, Arthropoda, Insecta, Hymenoptera, Colletidae.
UCGCCACGAAGGUGGCGUAACCCCUCGACUGAUCCCGCUGAAAUUCUUUCGGUGAGAGAUGAAAAAUACGAGCCGAGACGUGGAUCAGAGCGAGGACUCAAUUCCUUCUUUCUUUUAGCGGCGGUGUCUGAGGCUGCACGAUUAGAUAAGACCUCGGUUCAUAGUGCGUUCGAGAUUCAGAGCGCAUAAGAGUCCAAGAGGCUCGAGGACCGGCCUCAGUUAAAGCUGUGUGUGCAUACCGGCGAAUUCGUUCGGCGAAUCGCGAACAAGUUCCCCAGCCGCUGUAACGGCGACGAGCGUUUCGACGCGAGUGUUUCGCAACGUUACGCGCGACCCGCGCAAUACGUUUGCCGUCCAAGCGCCUCGCGAAUCGCGAUCGCUGUUGGAUUCACGAGGCCUGACACGGUGGAAGCGAAUCAUUUCGACGACCAGCCAUGCCCGAGAUCGAGACAUGAAUCCGUGGUCCAGGAGGGAAUCGCGUGACGAGACGAGCUCGAAUUGAUCGUAACUCCGAAACCACUUCAUGAGUACGUCCGUUCAGCCGCUUACAAUUGUCUGACCGUUGGUAACGAGAGCAAAGGGACUCGACGAUGCCAGCUUGCACCAGCGAGAACAUUUCGAGACUGUGGUCCUCGAGUCCGCCGAUUUCGAGGAGCAGCAGCAUGUCGCCGCUCAUACCCGGUUCGCCACUGUCAACGUCGCCGCCGUUGGUCUCGCCGAUAUCGACGUUAAAGCGUUCGAUGUCCAACGUUUCGAACUCCUCGAACCUGUUGAACGGUUCCCCGUCGUCCAACAGCUCGGACGCCCCGACCGUGAUAUUUUCGCCGCGACGCCGGCAACAGCAACAGCAUCAGUCGCAGAGGAUACACAUGUGCUAUCAGGCCCAACCGACACAGGGACAGAAUCACAAUCGAAACGACUCGUUGCUGCUGAAGAUACUAAGCGCGUACAUCGGCGUGUUGUUCGGUAUAGUUCAAGGAAUCGUAAGCGUGAUCAGUUACGCGAUAUGGGCGCCAGCGCUCUGGGCAUCCGUAUGGGUCUACAUGCUCUGGGUAAUUUUUCAAUUGCCUCUCACCGCCCUGAAAUGGUUCAUCACCGUACUUCACACGCCCGCCUCCGAGAGGGUACGCAACAAACGAUGCGUGCUGAUCAGCGGUGGAAGCACCGUGCAAACGGUCCACCUUGCUCGAAAUUUCUACAAAGCCGGCGCCAGGGUGGUGAUAUGCGAACUGGACGGUCUGUUCGGUUUGGCAAAGUUCUCGACCGCGUGCUCCAAGUUUUACACGAUACCGAAACCCGGUCCUGGAAACGUGAUCGAGUACAUCAAAGCUUUGAGGGACAUCGUCCAAAAAGAGAAGGCUGCCUAUUACAUACCGGUCAGCUCUAGCAACGCGGCUUACUACGACGCUCUGGCGAAGACCUACUUGGAGGUAAUGGGUUGUGAGUGUUUCGUGCCCAGUGCCAGCAAGGUGGCGGCUCUGGACGAUCCCUUGGAGCUGCUGGAAAUGUGUCGCACGCUCGGGCUACCCUUGCCGUGCUAUUCGGUUCUGCGCUCGCAACAGGACGUCUCGAGGCUGUACGAGCAGAACACCUUCGCCGCUGGCAGGUAUCUGAUGCUGGCCGCUGGACCGGCCGGGAUGAGGGACAGAAACAAGAUAGUAUUGCCACCGACCCUCAGGGAGUUCCGGAAUCAACAGCACGAGAUCACCGAGAGCAAACCGUGGCUGGUGCUUCGCGAUCCGAGCGGCAAACACUACAUCACCUGCACCACGGUGAAGGAUUCGAGGAUCGUGGCCAACGUGACCUGUCUGGUGGACGAAGAGCGUGGUUUGAUCCCGGAGGAACGACCGCAAGUGACGCAGUGGCUGGACAAGUUUUCCAGAACAUUCGGCACGCGGAUCAACGGCCACAUGAGUUUCCGGCUGGCCGUGGCGGACGAUGGAAAGCUGGUACCGAUCGGAUGCCGGGUAGGUGUGAGCCUACCGUACAUCUGCCACACGGGGAUUCACCCGCGAUUGGUGUGGAAACCGUGCAGACACUUUUCCAGACAGAAUUCGGGGAUCAUGUCCACGGCAGACAGAUGCUUCCUACCGGAUACGGCGUCCAGCGCCCUGAAACGACCGACCGGGGAGACCGUGCCCCAUUUGCUGGGCACCGUGCUCGACAAACGGGAAGCUCUGUUCACCUACUGGGACCCGUUGCCCUAUUGCGCUUACUAUCAUCUUCAGCUACCGUUUAGGCGCUUGGCAGGCAUGAUCAGGGCGCAGCCGGCCCAGCACAAUCCACCGUUGGCGUUAGUGCAGUAACCGUUAGCUAACGCUUACACGAACUCUAACAGAGUCUGUUUAGGAUCGGAGUCAGAGCAACGGGCGUUUCGAUUGCUCUUUGAGACACAGUGCGGGGCAACCUUCUCGCGAGCGAAGGUACCUAGGCGUAAGUCGAAUUUGUCGAUAAGAUUUUGUACAGUGAUAGGGCUCGGAAUUACCUAAUCCAGUGAUUACGAUUCGGCGGGCGUACGGUUAAUAAUUCACGAGAUAUUUGACCAAUGUUUUGACGAUCGUUUCGACAAUUGUGCGUUGCUGGUAAACCAACCAGAGUAAAUUACUAGUAGAGUUCUCGAGAUGUAGAUGAUGCAGAUGUGACCGUCCAUGUUGAUUCGGAGAUCAAGUUUGUCCGGAGGAAUGUAUCCGAAGUCGAAAUCGAAGUCAUCUGAAACAGAAAAUGAUCGAUGAGGAAACAUCAAUUAACAGAUUAUAAUUUGCGAGUGAAUUCAAGGAUGAAACGUGAAUGGAAGUUCGUUUACGACCGAACCCGACUCUAGACUCAACUGUGUUAAUGGUGGUAGCGACAGUUGAGAAUGAAACUCUUUGAGCGUUCAAUUGUAUCGCGUAUCGUCGCGUGUAAAUAGUAGCAGCGUGGAUAAUCGGUCCAAUAAUACUAUGCGCCACGCUCGUUCGUAAUUUUUUUUAAUUCUUUCCCUUCGUUUUUCUCUCAGAGCUCGACAUUUCUUUCCCCUUUCCUCUUUUUCGUUUCCCCCGCGGCGAGCGAGUCGACUUUGAACUCCCCGCUAGAUAAAUAACGGACACACGACGACCGAUCCGCGUGCACGCGCACGCCGCAAAACGAUUAUACAUUGUACAUUUUAUAUUUAAUAUUUUUCGCGCCCCGUCGCGUCAAGCGCGGUAAAUUGUAAAUAAUUGCGACCGUGGAUUGUAAUUUGCGACAGUUGAGUAUCUCCUACGGGCGCGCGGAAGAUUAUCGUAAAAGCCGUGUGGCGUUUCCGAUUCUCGAGAACAACGCGACCUUGCAGGAUAUCUGUAUUUAUAGUAUUUUGAUAUUUUAUAAGAAGUCGGACAAUCAGGUUUGUGUAAAUACGCGUU